Molecule: messenger RNA, 936 nt
Organism: Mytilinidion resinicola
Lineage: Eukaryota; Fungi; Ascomycota; Dothideomycetes; Mytilinidiales; Mytilinidiaceae
Product: FAS1 domain-containing protein
Exons: 1
Biological process (GO): macroautophagy
Cellular component (GO): fungal-type vacuole membrane
Source: RefSeq, a predicted model, not a curated record
GCGGAUCUCCCGUCCUUCAGUGACACCCUUAAUAAGACCGCAAAUCUCUCCACCUUUAAAAACGUCCUCGAGAACUCGUAUCCCGAGCUGCUUGCCCUCCUCGAAAAGCAGCCUUCCUCGUCCCCCAUUACCAUCCUCGCGCCCAACAACGAUGCCUUCGCAAAGACGAUAUAUUACCCAGUCGUCGGCCCUGCUUUCGACCACAAUGAUGUGGUCGCCAUCCAGAACAUCCUCGACUACCACGUUAUUCCAGGCUCCAUAGGUUCCGAUGACCUGAAGCCAACCUUCCAGUACUUCCCGACCUGGCUCAACAAUGCUACUAUGAGCAAUGUGACCGCAGGGCAGCGCCUUGGCGGCGUGAUGCAGAAUGAGAAAGAGAUGAUUUGGGUCUCGGGACAAUCGUCGCGUUCGCCUGCCGUUGAGACCGAUAUUAAGUUCGCCGGCGGUCUCAUCCAUAUCAUCAGCUCCCUCGUCACCCCCCCAACCCGCUUCCCGGACACCGCUGAGCUCUUCUCCACUGCCGCAGAGCCGUUCCAGCUCACGUCGUUCCUGGGGGCGACCUACUACUCACCGAACAAGAGCGUCACGGCCGUUGCCGCUCUACUCAACGAAACCUCCGAUCUGACCAUUUUUGCGCCGAACAACGCGGCCCUAAAUACCAUCAACAACGCUAUUUCGAACUUAGCUAAGGAUCCAACGGCCCUGUCAACGCUCCUGAAAUACCACAUUGUCGCCUCGCCCCUCGGUCCCUGGUACAGCACCAACUUCACCGACGGCAACAGCACCACUCUGACCACCCUCGCCGGCGAAUCCCUCACCAUUUCUUUCUCCUCAAAUUCGCUCUUCGUCAACUCCGCCCGCAUUCUCACACAGGAUCUACUUAUUGCAAAUGGCGUCAUGCACGUUAUCGAUGCUGUCUUGGAUCCCCAAGAGGCG